GAUUUAUAAUAUAUAUAUUUAUACAAAAAGUGGAAUAAAAAAUAGACAGCAACUUUCCGUAUAAAAUAAAGAGACGUACAUUAAUAACGUUUAGUUUGAAAGCCAGCUUGCGGCAAAACGAUACAAUAUAAAUAUUAGUACAUACAAUAAUUUUUUUUAAAAAAGUUAGCUUUUUUAAAACUACAACGCAAUGAGUCUUGUAAGACAAAACUUUCAUGCAGAUUGCGAAGAGGCUCUUAACAAACAAAUCAAUAUGGAAUUAUAUGCAAGUUAUGCAUACUUAUCAAUGGCAUUCUAUUUUGAUAAACAUGAUGUGGCUUUGCAAGGGUUGCAUCACUACUUCAAACAAGCAUCUGACGAAGAACGUGAGCAUGCCAUGAAAUUUAUGACAUAUCAAAAUAAAAGAGGAGGAUCCAUUGUUUUAACUGACAUUAAGUCGCCAGAAAAAAUGAAUUGGGGUAGUGCUAAAGAUGCAAUGACUGCAGCAUUGGAGCUUGAAAAACAAGUCAAUGUGAGUCUUUUGGAACUUCACAGUCUGGCAUCGAGUCACAACGAUCCAAAUUUUGUGGACUUUUUAGAAAACGAAUUUUUGCAAGAACAAGUUGAUGCAAUAAAAGAAAUUGCCGAUCAUGUAACAAAUCUUGAAAGAGUUGGCGAAGGUCUGGGAGUUUUUAUGUUUGAUAAAUCAUUAAAAGAAUAACUUUUAAAAAAUUAUUAACAUUGAAAAUUUUAAAUUUUGAUUUUUUGUUAGGUAUAUUUUUUGCUCAUAUUUUUAUAUUUAGGCGUCGCAACGUUUUUUAAUACCAUCAACAUAAGUCAAAAUUACAUACCUACAUAUUUUAUAUAGCGAAAAAUAUUUU
Messenger RNA from Microplitis demolitor, 860 nucleotides. It is a transcript of the gene Fer3HCH, whose product is annotated as soma ferritin. The coding region runs from base 191 to 700 and encodes 169 amino acids. The record is from RefSeq and is a predicted model, not a curated record. Gene Ontology annotation, molecular function: ferric iron binding; ferrous iron binding. Gene Ontology annotation, cellular component: cytoplasm. The transcript is spliced from 3 exons. Lineage: Eukaryota; Metazoa; Arthropoda; Insecta; Hymenoptera; Braconidae. Gene Ontology annotation, biological process: intracellular iron ion homeostasis; iron ion transport.